AGAGACUGUCAAUCCCAGGCAGAGACAAGGCAGACAAAGGUCCAUUUGUAAGAAGCCUCCUUCCAACAUCUCCUCUCUCUCUCCUUUGCCCAGACUAGCCAGAGAGCUGGAGCAUUUAAGAAGACUCUUCUGCCAAUAAGACUGGAAAGAAAGAAAAAGGAACAAAAGCCAUGAUGAAAUCUGUGGUGCUUGUCACCCUGGGGCUCGCUUUGCUGUUAGGAACCCAUGCCAUGCCUUCAAGUCGCCUUUCUUGCUACAGAAAGAUGCUAAAAGAUCGCAACUGUCACAACCUUCCAGAGGGCAGGUCGGAUCUGACGCCGAUCGACACAAGCGUCCAGCAUCAUUUCUGGGACGGGAAGGGAUGUGAGAUGAUCUGUUACUGCAAUUUCAGUGAACUGCUCUGCUGCCCAAAAGAUGUCUUCUUUGGACCGAAGAUCUCCUUUGUGAUCCCCUGCAACAACCACUGAGGAUCUGCAUGCCUUCUGGAGAACACGGUCCCUAACUUCCCACAAACUGCGUUAUAUAGUUACAGUUCUGAUUUCCACCCAGCAUAUGAAAGCACAGCGGCAAUAAAAGUUAUUUCCAUUC
Messenger RNA from Peromyscus californicus insignis, 588 nucleotides. It is a transcript of the gene Scrg1, whose product is annotated as stimulator of chondrogenesis 1. The transcript has 3 exons. The record is from RefSeq and is a predicted model, not a curated record. Lineage: Eukaryota; Metazoa; Chordata; Mammalia; Rodentia; Cricetidae. Bases 171 to 467 code for a protein of 98 amino acids.